Messenger RNA from Peromyscus eremicus (cactus mouse), 1028 nucleotides. RefSeq names its product myomegalin-like. Bases 261 to 980 code for a protein of 239 amino acids. Gene Ontology annotation, cellular component: microtubule organizing center. The record is from RefSeq and is a predicted model, not a curated record. The transcript is spliced from 7 exons. NCBI's taxonomy places the organism in Eukaryota, Metazoa, Chordata, Mammalia, Rodentia, Cricetidae.
ACCUCCCGAGAACAGUCCCUGCCUUGUGCCCAGCGCACCGUUAGCUGAGGGUGCGGCCGCGGCCGAUCUGCCCUCUCUCUCUCCAAAAAGCAGAGAGCAGACCUCGUUCCUUCGCCGGCGCCGGCUCCAAGAGGAGCUGGGGAGGAGGAAGAGACUCAGGCUUUUUGCGCUGGAGACUCCUGGGCAAGGUUUGGUAUCUUCCCGGGCUGUGGCCACCCCCGGGUGAGCUGCGCCCCGAGAGCGAGGAGAUCGCCUGGAUCAUGGAGCAGACCUGGGCCAGACGUUAUUUUGGAGAAGAUGAUGGGGAGAUGGUACCCAGAACAAGUAGUGCAGCAGCUUUUCUCAGUGACACUAAAGAUCGGGGCCCUCCGGUUCACUCACAGGCCUGGAGAAGUGGUGAGAAGAUCCCCUUCGGGCAGACACACUCACUGAGAGCAUUUGAGAAGCCCCCUCUGGUGCAGACCCAGGCUCUUCGAGACUUUGAGAAGCACCUCAAUGACCUGAAGAAGGAGAACUUCAGCCUCAAGCUGCGCAUCUACUUCCUGGAGGAGCGCAUGCAACAGAAGUAUGAGGCCAGCCGGGAGGACGUCUACAAGCGGAACAUCGAGCUGAAGGUUGAAGUGGAGAGCCUGAAACGAGAACUCCAGGACAGGAAACAGCAUCUGGAUAAGACAUGGACCGAUGUGGAGGAUCUCAACAGCCAGAAUGAAGCAGAGCUCCGGCAUCAGGUUGAGGAACGGCAGCAGGAGACAGAACAAGUUUAUGAGCUCCUAGAGAACAAGAUCCAGCUGCUGCAGGAGGAAUCCAGGCUAGCAAAGAAUGAAGCCACGCGGAUGGCAGCUCUGGUGGAGGUGGAGAAGGGGUGUAACCUGGCGCUCUCAGAGAAGCUGAUGGAUGCAGCUAUGGACAGGGAAGAUGCACCAGGAGACCAGGUGAAACCUGGACAAUACUCUGAAGCCCUGGCCCAGAGGGACAGGUAGGUGUCUUUGGUAGUCUUUUCUUGGGCUUCCUUUUCUCUGUUCCCCAGG